Cooperia oncophora is the source of this 651-nucleotide messenger RNA. The record is from the annotation of a GenBank genome assembly. Lineage: Eukaryota; Metazoa; Nematoda; Chromadorea; Rhabditida; Trichostrongylidae.
AUGCGGCGGCGUGGUCUGCAGUACUUUGUGUUAGCACUGAUUGAUGUCGAAGCGAACUAUAUGAUCGUGUACGCAUACCAAUUCACGAAUCUCACCAGUGUACAGCUACUCGACUGUUCUACAAUUCCAAUGGUAUUGCUGCUCUCCUGGCUAUUUCUCUCGGUUCGGUAUCUAAUUUCACACAUUAUAGGCACUCAUCGUGUUGUCGGCGAUCUCUUGUGUCUGGGCGGUUCAAUGCUGUACGCUAUUGCGAACGUUUCUGAAGAGUUUCUUGUGAAACAGCACAGUCGAAUGGAAUACCUCGGCAUGGUUGGACUAUUCGGAUCGCUGAUCUCGGGUGUACAACUGGCUGUCCUGGAGCACAAGAAUUUGGCCCAGAUGGACUGGAGCGCAGCCACGAUAGGCUGCUUCAUUCUAUUUGCGCUGUCGAUGUUUACCUUUUACUCGCUUGUCACUAUCGUGCUGCAGAAGACGUCCGCGUUGAUGUUCAACCUUGCCACACUCACUGCUGAUUUCUAUUCACUUCUUUUCGGACUCUUUCUAUUUAAGGACUCGUUCCACUACCUCUACUUUGUAUCGUUCGUGGUUGUCGUUACAGGCUCAGUAAUCUACUCGAUAAGGGAAACUCAGGUAAGAUAUCUCAACAUUUGA